Molecule: messenger RNA, 364 nt
Organism: Dentiscutata heterogama
Lineage: Eukaryota; Fungi; Glomeromycota; Glomeromycetes; Diversisporales; Gigasporaceae
Source: the annotation of a GenBank genome assembly
AUGAAACACACUGUAGAUUGUAAAAUAACAGCGAAUUUAAUUGAAAGAGAUCCAGCUUUUAAAAAUUCCGGUCCCAUAAUUGCUACUAAGCUUCGAAAGUUUGGUGAAAGUGUUAUGGAAGCAGGAAAUGAUUUACAUGUAAUGUAUCGUAAAGGAUCCUACGUCUUUGAAACAUUUAAAAUUGAAAUCCAAACUAUGAUGGAUAAACUUGAUGUUCAAGAACCUAAUAAAAGCGACUUCUUUAAAGAAAGAAUUAAGAAAAUGAUUUUAGUGGUUCAAGAUUUUAGUGAUAAAGUUAAAAAAGCAAAAGAUUCUAUUAUAGAUGCAGAGAAUAACCGAGAUGGUCUUGAAAAAGAACUUGUUG